Phytophthora sojae is the source of this 390-nucleotide messenger RNA. RefSeq lists its product as hypothetical. The record is from RefSeq and is a predicted model, not a curated record. Lineage: Eukaryota; Oomycota; Peronosporomycetes; Peronosporales; Peronosporaceae. The transcript has a single exon. The coding region runs from base 1 to 390 and encodes 129 amino acids.
AUGGCUGUGCUGGCUGCGGGUACCCCGGUUGUUCUUGCGGUGGUUGCCCAGGAUAUCCUAGCUGUUGUUGUUGUCCAGGAUAACCGGGCUGUUGUUGUUGGCCAGGGUAUCCGGGCUGCUGCUGCUGCUGUUGUCCUGGGUAUCCAGGCUGCGGGUAUCCCUGUUGCUGCGGUUGUCCAGGGUAACCCGAUUGUGCUUGCUGUGGUUGAUGCUGAGGGGCAGGGUAACCUGAUUGAUGCUGCUGUGGAGGGUACCCAGACUGUUGCUGCGGAGAAGGAUAGCCUGCUGUCUGCCCCUGGCUUUGAGCUGUCGUUUGACCAGGGUAGCUGCCUCCACUCGGUGAUGAAUAACUUCCUCCGGGUUGUGACGUGGGCGUCUGUUGAGGGAUAG